CAAUGAAGUCGGGUCAAUCAAGUAUCCAAUUUACCAUACUUUAUUUUGAAGUUUCUUAAAAAAUUUAUGAACCUGCCUCUACUUCUCUCCCUAUAUGAACCAUUAAUCACUCAAUCAAUUAUUCACUUGUUGUCAACCAGUCCUUGAACAAAAAUUACCUCUUCUUCCCUCUCUCUUUCAUUUUCAAAUCUCCACAAUUUUCUCACCCUUCUAAACACUUUGAAUCCUACUUUGACAAAAAACCAUUGAUCAAUGGGUCAACUUCAUGUCUUCUUCUUCCCCAUAAUGGCUCACGGCCACAUGAUCCCAACUCUCGACAUUGCCAAACUCUUCGCAGCCCACAGCGGCGUAAAAUCAACCAUAAUCACCACUCCUCUCAACGCCCACCUCUUCGCAAAAUCCAUAGAAAGAGCCAAACACGCCGGCGUUGACAUCAACAUCAUCACCAUCAAGUUCCCCACCGCCGAGGCCGGCCUCCCGGAAGGCUGCGAGAGCGCCGACCAACUCACUUCCGAUGACAUGAUUCCAAAAUUCUUGAAGGCCACCACCAUGCUCCAAGCCCCUCUCGAGCUAGUCUUACAAGAACACCGCCCCGACUGCCUCGUCGCCGACAUGUUCUUCCCCUGGGCCACCGAUUCUGCAGCCAAAUACGGAAUUCCGAGGUUGGUUUUCCAUGGAAUUAGCUUUUUUGCCUUGUGUGCUUCGGAGAGUUUGAGACUUUACAAGCCUCAGACGACUGUUUCCUCCGAUGAUGAACCCUUUGUUGUCCCGAAUCUUCCUCAUCAAAUCAAGCUGAGGAGAACCCAAUUGCCAGAGCAUUCUCGGCAGGAAACAGAGUCGGAUUUCGGGAAGUUGGUUGAGAAAGUAAAGGAAUCGGAGGUGAAAAGCUAUGGAGUUAUUGUUAACAGUUUUUACGAGCUUGAACCGGACUAUGCUGAUCACUACAGGAACGUUUUGGGGAGAAGGGCUUGGCAUAUUGGUCCGGUUUCUUUAUGCAAUCGGGAAAUUGAAGACAAAGCACAGAGAGGUAAAGAAGCAUCCAUCGAUGAACACGACUGCUUGAAAUGGCUUAACUCGAAGAAGCCCAAUUCAGUCAUCUAUAUAUGUUUCGGAAGCAUGGCCAACUUUCCUGCUUCUCAGCUGUAUGAGAUCGCAAUGGGUCUUGAGUCUUCCGGGCAACAAUUCAUCUGGGUUGUGAGGCAAUCAAAGAAUGAAGCAGAUAAGAAUGAAGAGAAAUGGUUACCAGAAGGGUUUGAGGAGAGAAUGAAAGAUAGAGGAUUGAUCAUAAGAGGUUGGGCACCCCAAGUGCUGAUUCUUGAGCAUGAAUCGGUUGGCGGUUUCGUGACUCAUUGUGGGUGGAAUUCGACGUUCGAAGGAAUCAGUGCGGGCUUGCCAAUGGUGACUUGGCCAAUGUUCGCCGAGCAGUUUUUUAAUGAGAAGUUGGUGACUGACAUUUUGAGAAUUGGGGUUGGUGUUGGUUCUUUAAAAUGGAAAAGGAGGACCGCAACUGGCGGUAUUGAAAGAGAAUCGAUAGCAAAGGCGGUGAAGCGGGUUAUGGUGGGGGAAGAGGCGGAGGAAAUGAGGAGCCGGGCGAGGGAGCUUAAAGAUUUGGCGAAGAAGGCUAUUGAAGAAGGCGGAUCGUCUCACUCUGAUUUGAAUUCUCUGAUUCAAGAAUUGAGUUUGUAUCGCGCUUGAGACAUUAUUGUUGAAGCAAGAUAUUAGAUCACCAUGGAUGAAUAUGUGCUUUGUGUUGUUGGUUGUUCUUGUAUUUUUGGUUGUUCAUUGUGUUUGUAAGUUAGGUCCUGGAUUUGGUUCAGUAGAAGUUCAAUAAAAGAAACAAAAUUAUUCAAUUUGUCCAA
This is a messenger RNA of Camellia sinensis, 1859 nucleotides long. Its product is annotated as scopoletin glucosyltransferase. Gene Ontology annotation, molecular function: UDP-glucosyltransferase activity. Lineage: Eukaryota; Viridiplantae; Streptophyta; Magnoliopsida; Ericales; Theaceae. The record is from RefSeq and is a predicted model, not a curated record.